Rhizophagus irregularis DAOM 181602=DAOM 197198 is the source of this 354-nucleotide messenger RNA. RefSeq lists its product as uncharacterized. The record is from RefSeq and is a predicted model, not a curated record. Lineage: Eukaryota; Fungi; Glomeromycota; Glomeromycetes; Glomerales; Glomeraceae.
AUGGCUACAGCUGAACGUUCUACCGAAGAUGCUGAAGCUUCAUCUAUUACUAGUACCCGUCUAAGAAAAAAACUAAGCGUUAAAGAAGAAUUCUCACAAUACCUACGGGUGAUACAUAAUGGUCUUGAUAAUAUUAUUAACAUUGUCUCUCAUUGUGAAUUCUAUUGGGAAAGACAAAUUGUUGAAAUUGAAGAUAUUAUCAAUAAGUUAGGACGUGGCGAACAACGAAUGACUAAAGUUAUCUCUAGGACUAUUUUGGAGAAGUCAAAGAAAACUCGCGCGAAUUCUGAAGGUUACAGUUUCAAUGUGCGACAAGCUAUAAAUAGAGAUUUGAUAGCAGUAAGAACUUUGUAA